Photinus pyralis (common eastern firefly) is the source of this 686-nucleotide messenger RNA. RefSeq lists its product as uncharacterized. NCBI's taxonomy places the organism in Eukaryota, Metazoa, Arthropoda, Insecta, Coleoptera, Lampyridae. The record is from RefSeq and is a predicted model, not a curated record. Gene Ontology annotation, molecular function: odorant binding. The transcript is spliced from 2 exons. The coding region runs from base 101 to 595 and encodes 164 amino acids.
AAUAGUCUUGCUGAUAACAUAUCAAUUAAAUAUUGUGCUUAUAAAAUAAUUGGAUUGCCACUUUCUGCGCGUGUUAGUUUACUUAUAGAUCAAAUCAAAAAUGGCACGUAUUGCUAUUAUACUGUGUUUAAUUUCUUUGGCGAAUGUACGCUCACAUUCAUUACAUCGCCGUGAUACACCACGACAAUUUUUAGAAAUCGAACAGAAGAUUGCCCAAGAAUCAUUCGAGUGUGGAAAACAAUUGGGACUAAAGGUGUUAGAUAUGAAACUGCCUAAGGAGUUUGGCAUAUUUGACGACGAAGAUCAUGCCAUCACAAACGAGUUCUGGGGUUGCAUCUGGUAUAGAAUGGACUUAAUUACCAAAGAUUCCGUUGUGAAUGAAGAAAAUGUAGCGAAUUACUAUUCCGAAAUGCUGACAUUGUUAAAACCUCCAACAACCCUUAACCGCGAAACAAUUAACUAUUUUGUACAACAAUGCAAACAGCUGAAAAGUAAAAAUUACGGACAAAUGGCAAUUAAAGUCCAGAAUUGUAUGGAAACCCGUUUGCAUGUAUACGUAAUGUUGGAACGGCUAUUUUCCAUCAAGAUGGGAUGACAUAGAUGAAUAAAUAAUUCACCUGUGCAUGUAAAAAUGUUAAUUUAUAGAUAUACGACGAAAAUAAAUGCCUAUUUAUUAAUUUCUAAUA